Molecule: messenger RNA, 1719 nt
Organism: Tripterygium wilfordii
Lineage: Eukaryota; Viridiplantae; Streptophyta; Magnoliopsida; Celastrales; Celastraceae
Product: F-box/kelch-repeat protein OR23-like
Exons: 2
Coding region: 217-1449 (410 amino acids)
Molecular function (GO): protein binding
Source: RefSeq, a predicted model, not a curated record
CGUGUCCAACAGCGGAAAUUUGUAGAGCGUCACUACCUUCCGCAGAUCGCGAAAAUCAGAGCAAAUUCUUGCUCCCCAAGAAAAUGCAAGCAAAACAUUCUAGAUUUAGAUUUCUUUCACUGUAUGUAAAUCAUACCAUGCACCGUUUGAUUCCGUAUAAACUUGGUUGAUUUGUUUCACGAUUCGUUCUGGUUUUGGGAGCGCGUGAAGUGAAGUAUGGCUCGACCGUCGUCGUCGUCAUCCGCCGUAGCACCGGAGCUGCAACUGCGAAUCGAAGAGAAGUUAGCCCUAAUUCCUGGCCUACCAAAUGACGUGGCAGCGAAGAUACUGUUCUGUGUUCCGUACUCGCACGUAGACCGUCUCAAGGUGACUUGCAAAUCAUGGCGUCACUUUUUCUCCUCUAAAACCCUAAUCAGACUGCGUAACCACCACCGGAACCUUUCUAGUCUGCUCUGCAUCUUCCCCCAGGACCCUUCCAUCGCCUCCCCGUACAUCUUUGACCCCGAGAAUCUCGCGUGGCGGCCUCUUCCGCCGAUGCCUUGCAGUCCGCACGUUUACGGCCUCUGCAAUUUCACUUCACUCGCUGUCGGCACCAACCUUUACGUCCUCGGUGGGUCCUUGUUUGAUACACGGUCUUUUCCUCUCGAGCGCCCCUGCUCAUCCUCUGCUGCGUUCCGAUUCGAUUUCCUAACCUUCAAGUGGCACCGCCUCGCUCCCAUGCUGUAUCCUCGCGGGAGUUUUGCUUGUGCAGCGAUUCCAAGCUCGGAUCAGAUCAUAGUCGCUGGGGGAGGUUCAAGGCAUAAUUUGUUCUGUGCUGCAGGGAGCAGGAUGAGCGCGGUGGAGAGAUAUGAUAUCGAGAGAGAUGAAUGGGUGGCGCUGGAUGGUUUGCCAAGUUUCAGGGCGGGGUGCGUUGGUUUCUUCGUCGGGGAAGGGGAAGAGAGGGAGUUUUGGGUUAUGGGAGGGUACGGAGAGUCAAGGACCCUGUCAGGGGUUUUCCCGGUCGACGAGUAUUACAGGGAUGCAGUGGCCAUGGAGCUCAAGAGCAAUGGUGCUGGGAAGUGGAGGGAGGUUGGCGAUAUGUGGGCGGAAGGGGAGAGAGCGAGGCUUGGGAAGAUUGUUGUCAUGGAGGAUGAGGAAUCAGGCUGUCGUCCUUCCAUUUUCAUGCUAGAUGGGAAUGAGAUCUUGAGAUAUGACAUGGCCUCUAACCAUUGGCAAAAGGAGUCCAGUGUACCAAGAAAAGCAUCUCGCAACUCGUCCUUUGGUUUUGUUGUGUUGGGUGGUGAGCUAUAUGUGAUGUCUCAGAGAUGGCGCCCUCAUACAAAGACAGGAACUCUAUUUGUUCAAAUUUACCACCCAAGGAAGAACACAUGGCGAUCCCUCCUGGCAAGGCCACCAUUCCAUUGCCCUCUGGAUUUCAAGACUGCAAUUCUGUGCACAGUUCGCUUGUAGAUUUCAUUGAUUAUUCUGUAAAGUGGCCAUUAUUCAUACUGUGAAAAAUUCAUCAAAUGAUGUGCAUAGUUCAUCUGGUACUAUAUGUUGAUGGACCUGGUUACUUACUCUUCCUUUGUAAAGAUCGUUGGUAAAGAUAAGGGUGAGUCAUAAGAUAAGAAAACUAGUUGCUUACUCAUAUAAGAUAUAGUAUGAAUUCAUUGUAAGCGGAUGUUAUUGCAAUAUGUAUAUGUUGUUACUGGAAUAGAUUACAAACAUUUCUGUCUUCUA